CUUCUUCCUCCAGCUCUGCCUCUUCUAGAGAGGGGAACAGGGAAGAACACGGCCACAAAGGCGCCCCGAUUUUCUCUCGGGGUUCCCGUUCCCUGCUCACCCCCAGCCUCAGGAAUCCAUUGCUGCUGUUCUUCUCUUGAUCUCUCGGUGUUUGGAGGAGGAGAGGAGUGAGGAAUCUUUGGCUUGUGGAGUGAAUUUGGAGCGAGGUGCUCGCAAGCGCUGCGCUCGUCCGGCGAUGGAGAAGGAUGCGAGGAACCACUACCACACGCGUGGCUCCACCCGCGGCGGCGGCGGCGGCACGGCGGCGGAGCGCGACCUGCUUCUGCAGUGGGGCAACCGGAAGCGCCUGCGCUGCGUCAAGGUGCACCGCCGCGACGUCGACGCCGCGGCCACCGUGGCCGCCGAGAAGGCCGCGGCCAACCAGCGCCGCGCCGCAGCCGCAGCCGCAGCCGCCGCACAGCGCCACCACCCCGCCGCCGGCCUUGCGCACCACCGCGCUGUCAGGAAUUCAGAGGAGUCUGGAGCAAUGAGAUCUUCAGCACAACAGCAUCAGAUGAACGCGAUCCGCGCAAUCGCAUCCCCUGAAAGGGAACGCCCUGCAAGGGGCAGCAACAUCGUCAAUAACAAUGGAGGUCCGCCAACCUCUCCAGAUGACAAGAAGGGUUCAUCGUCAGGGAGCGAGGGGUCAAUCUGGCCUAAAUUUGCAGUCGCCCUGACGAACAAAGAGAAGGAAGAGGACUUCUUGGUGUUCAAAGGAUCCAAGCUUCCUCAGAGGCCAAAGAAGAGAGCCAAAGUCAUCCAGAGGACAGUGAAUCUUGUAUGCCCUGGAACUUGGCUCUGCGACUUGACACUGGAAAGAUACGAAGUCAGAGAGAAGAAGGUUUCUAAAAAGCGCCCUAGGGGGUUGAAAGCAAUGCACAACAUGGACAGCGACUCUGAAUAAUAGGAUCAUUUAACAGAAAGCAGCUAAACAUUAGAAAGAAGAUAAUUGCGCAUAUCCAUUAGCUGAAGAUUUCAGCUAUCUGAUGGAACAACCAUGGGCUCGCAGCUUCUUGCACUUGCUUCAGGAGAUCAAGAUGACUGGACUGUCAGAACUCGCAAGCUGCACAGAAGAACACGGAGGCGAUGCAGGCAUGCAGCCUGCAGAUUAAAUUCCAAGCCAGCUUUUGUUCUGAACACUGGCUGCAGGCUGCCUCCCAGGCAAGGCAGCUCUGAAUAUUUCCAAGCCUCUCGUGUAUACUUGUUGAGACCACAAAUGUAGAUCACUGCACACUCCAGUUCAAUUCGAAGUGUAGCUUGCCCUGUGCAUGACAGUAGCACUUGACACUGAUCUGAAUUGAAAGCGUCUUCAAUAAUUUUCUCCUGGUGCUGUAAAUCUUUGGGUGUAAAUCAAACUCAGGGCGUCAGAUAAUGUCAGGCGUUAGCCAACCAGGCAACACGAAUGGACGUGAAAUUUGUGGUUGUAAUUUAGAGCGGACAGAUCUGUCAACAUUUGAAUUUGAAUGAGAAGUAUUGUAUGAAUCC
Molecule: messenger RNA, 1524 nt
Organism: Oryza brachyantha (malo sina)
Lineage: Eukaryota; Viridiplantae; Streptophyta; Magnoliopsida; Poales; Poaceae
Exons: 5
Coding region: 236-943 (235 amino acids)
Source: RefSeq, a predicted model, not a curated record